AUGAUGUUGGUAAUGCUGCUCAUCAUGCUGAUGGUCGUGAUGAUAAAGAUGGCAGCGGCCUCGGUGCCCAGCUCGGAAAUGGACGUCAAACCCGGGCUAGAGAUCAGCAAGCCGUCCCCGUGCACUCCCAAGGUGGGAUUUGAGGUGACAGAGGUUCCCUCCAACAUCUGCAGUGACGUCCAGUCUUUGUCAGUCACCCGGACGCAGAUCAGAGAGAUUCCCCUGGGAGCCUUCACCAGCCUGAAGAACCUCCGGAAUAUAACCAUAUCGGAGAACAGCAUGCUGAAGUCAAUCGGUGCAUAUGCCUUUGCCAACCUAUCCCAGGUCACUUUUAUCAUGAUUACUCAACACGUGGCUUUGAAGAGCAUCGGCGCUUUUGCUUUUUACAACCUUCCUAAACUCGUUGACAUACACAUAACCAAGUCGAUACGUCUGACCUACAUCGACCCAAACGCAUUCACCAACCUUAUGAAACUGCGGAUUUUGAUCAUUUCCAACACCGGGCUGAAAACCUUCCCAACCUUCUCCAAGAUCCGCUCCAUGGCCCUCGACUUUCAGCUUAAUCUGGAGGACAACAGCCAUAUAGAGAGAGUCCCCUCCAAUGCCUUCAGAGGCCUCAGCACUCAGACCAUCAAGGAAAUACGGCUUUCCAGAAAUGGCAUCAAGGAGGUGGCAAGUGACGCCUUCAAUGGAACAAAGAUGGGCACGUUGCUCUUAAAAGGCAACCAGCAGCUUACUCACAUCGAUCCCAACGCCUUUGUGGGCUGCAGUGAGUUGGUGGUACUGGACAUAUCACAAACCGCCCUCAGCACUCUGCCGCACUCCAUCCUCGGAGGACUGGAAAUGCUGAUCGCAGAAUCUGCCUUCCAUCUGAAAGAACUUCCUCCUCUGCAGUUCUUCACCAGGCUGAACAGUGCCAACCUCACGUAUCCGUCACACUGCUGCGCCUUCCAAAACAUGCACAGAAACAGAUCGAAGUGGAACAGCUUCUGCACCCGCCCUGGAGCGAUGGAUUAUGAGCAUUUCUACAGGGACAUCUGCUCCAACUCCACGUCUUUCCCCUGCAGCCCAGCACCGGACAAGUUCAACCCCUGCGAGGACAUCAUGUCCCCCAGCCCUUUGCGGGUGCUCAUCUGGAUCAUCUCCAUCCUGGCACUGCUGGGCAAUGCAGUGGUUCUCUUUGUGUUACUAGGCAGCCGCUCUAAGCUGACUGUCCCUCGUUUCCUCAUGUGCCACUUGGCCUUCGCCGACCUCUGCAUGGGCGUCUACCUGGUGGUCAUAGCGGCGAUGGACAUCCUCACCCGAGGCCGGUAUUACAACCACGCCAUAGUCUGGCAGAUGGGUCUGGGCUGCAAUGCCGCAGGCUUCUUCACCGUGUUUGCCAGCGAGCUGUCGGUGUUCACGUUGACGGCGAUCACGGUGGAGCGCUGGCACACCAUCACGCAUGCUCUGCGGCUGGAUCGCAAGCUCCGCCUCAGAGACGCGUGCGUGAUCAUGACCGGGGGCUGGAUCUUCUCCCUGCUGGCUGCGCUGCUGCCCACGGUUGGGGUCAGCAGCUACGGCAAAGUGAGCAUCUGCCUCCCCAUGGACGUGGAGUCCGUGGUGUCCCAGGUCUACGUGGUUUCUCUCCUCCUCCUCAACAUCGUGGCCUUCUUCUGCGUGUGCGGCUGCUACCUGAGCAUCUACCUGACGUACCGAAAGCCCUCGUCGGCGCCGGCCCACGCAGACACCCGCGUGGCUCAGCGCAUGGCCGUGCUCAUCUUCACCGACUUCAUCUGCAUGGCUCCCAUCUUCUUCUUCGCCAUCUCGGCCGCUCUCAAGCUGCCUCUCAUCUCCGUGUCGGAUUCCAAACUGCUGCUGGUGCUUUUCUACCCCAUCAACUCGUGCGCCAACCCCUUCCUGUACGCCUUCUUCACCCGCACCUUCCGACGGGACUUCUUCAUCCUCUCGGCUCGCUUUGGCCUCUUUAAGACUUGGGCACAGAUGUACCGGACAGAGACUUCAUCCUGUCAGCAGCCAGCAUGGACUUCUCCAAAGAGCAGCCGCCUCACAAUGUCUUCUUUGGCCAAUACGCUCAGUGUAGACGGGAAACAAGAGUGCUGAUCGUCACACGUCACACAGAUAUCUGCUGGUCCAGACUUUUGCUCAACUGCCUGAAGGAGCAUUGAUU
Molecule: messenger RNA, 2170 nt
Organism: Salarias fasciatus (jewelled blenny)
Lineage: Eukaryota; Metazoa; Chordata; Actinopteri; Blenniiformes; Blenniidae
Gene: fshr
Product: follicle stimulating hormone receptor
Exons: 14
Coding region: 1-2103 (700 amino acids)
Biological process (GO): hormone-mediated signaling pathway; male gonad development; activation of adenylate cyclase activity
Cellular component (GO): plasma membrane
Molecular function (GO): protein binding; thyroid-stimulating hormone receptor activity; follicle-stimulating hormone receptor activity
Source: RefSeq, a predicted model, not a curated record